AUGCCCAAAGUGUCCAGAACGCCUUCCCGCUGGCGAUAUUGCCGCCACUUCAAGCCACUUACCAUUCACUGCGAGUUUCCUCCCGAACGCGCGUGCACUCCCCCCCCCUUGACACAGCAUACCGUUUUUUCUCGGGACACAGACACGUCGAUACCUGGCGCUGACAUUGACGUUGCCCAACCUAUGCCCCCUGCUGUUCAGUUUGCUGAACAAUCACCCAUUACGAAGAUUCCAAAGCCGCAUGGAGAAGUCUCCCGUAUCAAUCAUGGAGGAUACAACUUACAAGAGAAACUCGGUUGGUCUCCUUUGGAGUACGAAGAAAUUCGUAAUUUCGUCACACAUCUCGCCAACGAAUAUCUCAAAGUCAACAAGACGUGGAGGAGACAAGCGCAGUGUAGUUUGACUGUUGUAUAUACAGAGGCAAAGAAACGGUAUCCAAUACUUGGAGACUAUCAAGGAGAUUGGGCUGUUGGUGAUAUGCUACGUAUCUAUUUAAAAAAUAGUUCUAGUCACAGUACUUAG
Molecule: messenger RNA, 522 nt
Organism: Suillus fuscotomentosus
Lineage: Eukaryota; Fungi; Basidiomycota; Agaricomycetes; Boletales; Suillaceae
Exons: 3
Coding region: 1-522 (173 amino acids)
Source: RefSeq, a predicted model, not a curated record